Paramuricea clavata is the source of this 1081-nucleotide messenger RNA. NCBI's taxonomy places the organism in Eukaryota, Metazoa, Cnidaria, Anthozoa, Malacalcyonacea, Plexauridae. The record is from the annotation of a GenBank genome assembly.
AUGUCUGACUCCGAUUCCGAUUCAGAUUUAAAUGUUUCACGUUAUGAUCCGGAAGAUAAUUUAAAUAUGUACGGUUCGCCAGUUUAUACGGAACAGCCUGAGAAUAACGAUAUUAUUGACGAGGAACAACCUGGGCCGUCGAAUGUUGUCCUUGACCGACCAAAUAGACGAAGUCAAGUAAGUUGAAUAUUUGUAUUCUUUGGAUGCGCUAAAACCUACAUUCAUGAAAUUCUGAUAGGUUUUUUGUCAAAUGCAUUAAAUAUUCUAAUCUGAAUUGUUGUUUUACGUUACAGUUCUGUAGCUGCAAGAACACUUGCAGUAAAGGCAGCGGCAGAAAGAAACGUGGUUGUCCUUGCCGUAACGAUGGUUUGCGUUGUGCCGACAUGUGCAAGUGUGGCACUAAAAAGGCGAGCUGCAAAAAUAAGGAUUGUGCAAGCGGCGAAGCUGAUCCCCAGAAUGCCAACGCUGGCCGAAAUGCCUUUGAACGCCACCAGAUCGCCGUGGAAGAAGCAAAACAACAAAUUACGGUGAGCGACUGAGGCUUGUACAUACACGAUACAAUAUUGUAGUAUGAUUCUCAAACUGUAUACUUGGGCCACAUGCCCCCAAAGUUACCUACAUGUGAUAAAAUUUUUGUAUUGUCACUGUUUACGUGCAUAACAAAGUACAUAUAUUGUAAUAGAAAUUCAUUGGCACACUGGAUGAAGGACAAAAGGACAGAGUUCUCCUAGAACUACUUUCAAAUGGAAAAGGGAGCUUGGAUUAUGCAAAGAAUAUUGUGGAAUUUGGUGGUAUUGUUCCUUCUCUACCUCCUACUAAGCCAUCCUGGUGCACUUGUGGUGUUUGCCGGCCAAUGCCCACUGAGGAGGAAAAUAAAUGCUGUGGUAAAAUCAGGUGUGUCACAUCAUUUGUAACAUUUCAGAACACUUGUACCGACAGAGAUGUUCUAGUCAUGGCAAUCAGAGGGCGGUGUGACAUCAGAGCCGAAGAACCCGAGUAUUCUACUAACAGUUUCAGAAAGGCUGCUUAUCGCCAAUACAUCUUGUGGAGAUACAAGAAAUUAGGAAGGGGAAAUAGAAGG